AUGUUGAUUGCCUUUCUUAUUAUUUGCAGUUUGAUUGUGGGAACUCAAUCCGCUGCCACUGUGACAUCUCAACUUCAAAUGGAAGCAAAUGCUAUAUCGAAUAGUGGAUGGUGGAACACCUCUGAUGCACGAUUCAAUAUCUCUGAUCGUUGUAAUUGGCAUGAUAUAUGUUGCAACGAUGAUGGAAGCAUAAAAGCUAUCAACAUAGACCCUUGGAGAUCUCCACUUGCAACACCCAACUUGUCUACUCUCAACUAUUCUACUUUUAACAAUUUAGAAAGACUUGUUAUAAGGUCAGCUGAACUAGAAGGGACUAUGCCAAAUGAAAUUGGUCAUCUCUCUAAGCUCACUUAUCUUGAUCUGUCUAACAAUUAUAUUGAAGGUCAGGUACCUCAUUCACUAGGAAAUCUCUCCAUGCUCACUCAUCUUGAUCUGUCUGGCAUUUAUCUUCUAGGUCCAGUACCUACUUCACUAGGACAUCUCUCCAAGCUCACUCAUCUUGAUCUAUCGCGCAAUCAUUUUGAAGGUCGGAUACCUCCUUCACUAGGAAAUCUCUCCAAGCUCACUCAUCUUGAUUUGUCUGCCAAUUAUCUUAAAGGUCUAUCUAACAAUAGUUUCAAAGGUGAGAUACCUUCUUCACUAGGAAAUCUCAAACAAUUACAGAAGCUAGACAUCUCUCACAACUACAUUGAAGGUUAUAUUCCUUUUGAGUUGCGGUUCCUCAAAAAUCUAACUAGAUUAGACAUCUCUCACAACAACCUUAAAGGUUCCAUUCCUCAUGAGUUGGGGUUCUUGGAAUAUCUCUCUUCAUUAGAUCUAUCUCACAAUAGACUUAAUGGUAACCUGCCUACUUUUCAAACAUAUCUUACUGAUUAUGUAAUUUACGUAGACUUCCGUCACAACCUCAUUAGUGGUCAAAUCCCUUCUCAUAUUGGAUUUUAUUGGUCACUUAAUUUAAGCAAUAAUAAUCUCACUGGAACAAUUCCCCAAUCUCUCUGUAAUUUAUUCAAUUAUUAUGUGGACAUUUCAUACAAUUGUUUGGAGGGUCCCAUUCCAAAUUGUCUUGAUCAUAUGGAAAAUUCUGAUGUAUGUUCAUUUAACAAAUUCCAGCCUUGGUCACCACACAAGAAAAAUAAUAAAUUAAAGCACAUUGUUGUCAUUGUUCUUCCGAUCCUUAUUAUUCUAGUCAUAGUCUUCUUACUUCUCAUAUGUUUAAAUCGUCAUCAUCAUUCUUCUGAGAAGUUGCAUGGAAACUCAACAAAAACAAAGAAUGGAGAUAUGUUUUGUAUAUGGAAUUAUGAUGGGAAAAUAGCAUAUGAUGACAUCAUCAAAGCAACAGAAGACUUUGACAUGAGAUAUUGCAUUGGAACAGGAGCAUAUGGAAGUGUUUACAAGGCACAAUUACCAUGUGGCAAGGUUGUUGCCUUAAAGAAACUUCACGGCUAUGAAGCUGAGGUUCCAUCUUUUGAUGAGAGUUUCAGAAAUGAAGUGAGAAUAUUAUCAGAAAUAAAGCACAAACAUAUCGUGAAGCUUUAUGGAUUCUGCUUGCACAAAAGAAUCAUGUUUUUGAUAUAUCAAUACAUGGAGAAAGGAAGCUUGUUCUCUGUCUUGUAUGAUGAUGUGGAAGCUGUGGAAUUCAAUUGGAGAAAAAGGGUUAACACUGUUAAAGGAGUUGCAUUUGCUCUAUCUUAUCUUCAUCAUGAUUGCAAUGCUCCAAUAGUGCAUAGAGAUGUAUCUAGUAGCAAUAUAUUUGUUAACUCUGAGUGGCAGGCUAGUGUUUGUGACUUUGGCACAGCUCGACUCCUUCAAUAUGAUUCAUCCAAUCGAACUAUAGUUGCUGGAACUAUUGGAUAUAUUGCUCCUGAGCUUGCCUAUACUAUGGUUGUGAAUGAAAAGUGUGAUGCAUAUAGUUUUGGUGUUGUAGCACUUGAAACUUUAGUUGGAAGGCAUCCUGGAGAUUUACUGUCAUCACUUCAGUCAACAUCGACACGAAGUGUCAAACUAUGUCAAGUAUUAGACCAGCGUCUUCCACUUCCAAAUAAUGACAUAGUUAUACGUGACAUAAUUCAUGUUGUCGUGGUUGCAUUUGCAUGCUUAAAUAUCAAUCCUCAUUCUCGACCAACAAUGAAACGUGUGUCACAAAGUUUUGUCACUGAACUUACACCAUUAAGCAUUCCUUUGAGUGAAAUUUCAGUGCAACAACUAAUGAGUGAAGAACUCAAUGCAUUAUUUUAUAUUGAGAACCCUUGA
Messenger RNA from Medicago truncatula (barrel medic), 2250 nucleotides. RefSeq names its product probable leucine-rich repeat receptor-like protein kinase At1g35710. Gene Ontology annotation, molecular function: ATP binding; protein kinase activity; protein binding. The record is from RefSeq and is a predicted model, not a curated record. Lineage: Eukaryota; Viridiplantae; Streptophyta; Magnoliopsida; Fabales; Fabaceae. Gene Ontology annotation, biological process: protein phosphorylation. The transcript has 3 exons. Bases 1 to 2250 code for a protein of 749 amino acids.